Molecule: messenger RNA, 1028 nt
Organism: Sorex fumeus (smoky shrew)
Lineage: Eukaryota; Metazoa; Chordata; Mammalia; Eulipotyphla; Soricidae
Gene: SNX20
Product: sorting nexin 20
Exons: 4
Coding region: 62-1009 (315 amino acids)
Biological process (GO): protein transport
Cellular component (GO): early endosome membrane
Molecular function (GO): phosphatidylinositol phosphate binding
Source: RefSeq, a predicted model, not a curated record
GGGGAUAUGUGACACUUCCUGGGACCCCGGACACGCCAGCCAGAGGCCUCAGCCUUGGAGGAUGGCAAGUUACGAACACCCCGGAAGUCCUGACUGGAGGGGACCCCGAGGCCAGCACAUGGCAGGCACCAGGCAGGAAAUCUCAGCCGCUGGAUCAGAUGACGACCUUCCAGAGCCUGAGGACUUAGGCGCCCCCGGCAGCCCCGGCUCCCACUCCAGUAUGACCACACGGGAGCUGCAGGAAUACUGGCAGAGGGAGAAGGGCGGCCACAGACAUGUCAAGCUGCUCUUUGAGAUCGCUUCAGCCCGCAUCGAGGAGAGGAAAGUCUCCAAGUUCGUGAUGUACCAAAUCGUCAUCAUCCAGACGGGGAGUUUUGACAGCCACAAAGCCGUGCUAGAUCGGCGCUACUCCGACUUCGAGCGGCUGCAGAAAAGCCUGCUAAAGGCCUUCCGGGAGGAGAUCGAGGACGUGGCCUUCCCCAAGAAGCACCUGCUGGGCAACUUCAGGGAGGAGAUGGUGAGCGAGCGCAAGCUGGCGUUCAAGGAGUACCUGCGCGCGCUCUACGCCAUCCGCUGCGUGCGCCGCUCGCGCGAGUUCAUCGACUUCCUCACGCGGCCCGAGCUGCGCGAGGCCUUCGGCUGCCUGCGGGCCGGCCAGUACCCGCGCGCGCUGGACGUGCUGGUCCGCGUGCUGCCGCUGCAGGAGAAGCUCACCCCGCACUGCCCGGCGCUGCGCGUGCCCGCGCUCUGCGCCCUGCUGCUGUGCCACCGCGACCUGGAGCGGCCCCUCGAGGCCUUCGCGGCGGGCGAGCGCGCCCUGCACUGCCUGCACGCCCGCGAGGGCCACCGCUACUACGUGCCGCUGCUCGAUGCCAUGGUCAGCCUGGCCUACGCGCUGGGCAAGGACUUCGCAUCCCUCAAGGCCAGGCUGGACGAGAGCCAGCUCCGGAGGCCCACCUCGCGGGUCUUCUCCCUCAAGGAGCUCAUCGUCCGCGAGUACCUGUACUAGGCGGUGGUGCUGCCUGUCC